UGCAACUCGUAUGUGGCAGGUGGUAGAGGAAAAUGGUCGGAUUUGGAGAGGGAAGAGGAGGAGGGAUGGGGUUGGUCAAGAUUUUACUCUUUCUGCUGACAUCCACAUCAAUGGGUUCAAUUAGAACAGAAAGCAGAUCAAAAAACACAACUUUUCUCUGCCCAAAAAAUUGUGGGAAUAUCAGCUUCGAGUAUCCUUUCGGCAUCGGCGAUGGUUGUUUUCGGCCGGGCUUUAAUCUUACCUGCAGAAACCAUUCCACCAGCGCUCCCAGGCUUUUCCUGGGUGAUGGCACCAUCGAGGUGACGAGAAUUGAUAUGAACCAGAGGUCCGUAUAUAUCAAAUCACCAUCUGUCGUCAUGGGUGUCGACGAUAAGUUUAAACGCGCCUCACUGAUUGACCUGGAGAAUUGGCCUUACUCUUUUGAGUUAAUGGAACAGAUGACACGUAAUUCUUAUCAAGGAACGACAUCUAACGAAGUUUACGUUCUGGGUUGUAGCGCUUUGGCUAGUCUAGUGGAUCUUACCACCAAUAAAACCAUUAGCAAUUGUCUUAGUAUCUGCGUUGCCGGUGAUCCGAGUCAAUAUUCAGAGUGGUCCGACAUUAACAAUAGAUAUUGCACAAUGAAUCUAUGGUCUAAGAAUUCGACUGCCUUAGAGAUUCAGCUAACUCGAAUCGACCAAACCGAGUUACACUUGGUGAAUACCACCAGCAUCAAGGUUAUGAUGUUUGAUGAUGAAAAUGAUGAUCUCCAAGGAGUAUUAAACGGAAGUAGAACGAAUGUGGAGGCCACCCUGGUAUGGUACAUGAAUGAUCAUCUUUCAUGUGAAGAGGCCAUGAAUACGGAUACAUACGCUUGCCUCAGUCAAAAUAGUCUCUGUCAUAAUAUCUUUCUUGAUACGGCCUACCUUAAUAAGAGCAUUGGAUAUUUAUGUCGUUGUUCCGCAAGUUAUCAAGGCAAUCCCUAUGUACCUAGUGGCUGUCAAGAAACUCAAGCAGUAACGAAGAUGCCUAAUUGUGAAAGAAUCCAACUAGCGUAA
Molecule: messenger RNA, 1037 nt
Organism: Musa acuminata AAA Group (dessert banana)
Lineage: Eukaryota; Viridiplantae; Streptophyta; Magnoliopsida; Zingiberales; Musaceae
Product: wall-associated receptor kinase 3-like
Exons: 2
Coding region: 33-1037 (334 amino acids)
Molecular function (GO): polysaccharide binding
Source: RefSeq, a predicted model, not a curated record